Molecule: messenger RNA, 2880 nt
Organism: Pungitius pungitius (ninespine stickleback)
Lineage: Eukaryota; Metazoa; Chordata; Actinopteri; Perciformes; Gasterosteidae
Gene: xrcc1
Product: X-ray repair complementing defective repair in Chinese hamster cells 1
Exons: 17
Coding region: 426-2261 (611 amino acids)
Biological process (GO): base-excision repair; single strand break repair; double-strand break repair via nonhomologous end joining
Cellular component (GO): nucleus
Molecular function (GO): damaged DNA binding
Source: RefSeq, a predicted model, not a curated record
AUGCGUCAUAGCACGACACAGGCUUUUGGUGGGAAUAUGAGUUCGCUUCCAUUCACGUUUGACUUAAAAUUAAAACCAUUAAUAUAUGUCUUUCUAUAUUAAACGUAAUGCCAAAGUAAGUGUCUUUUCUUCAUACACGUAAUAAUUACACCAGUUUGCGCGUAACAGCUGUUGAGGUGUGUUAAAAUCCUCAAGCCAUUCAGGGAAAGUUCACUCUGCCUAUUGUUUGCUAGCAUGCUAACACGUUAUCCGACGUGGUAGUAAAGUCAAUUUACGUUAGUUUUGUCAGACUACCUUUACAGCCACUAAAGGACACUUUAUGUGUAAUAUGUUUAAUUAGUUGCCGACUAAAUCGGUUAGUGUUACGACAGACUCCCGAUUCAGCCGGCUAGUUGAUCUGCAAGCUGCUCAGGAGCAACAACAACAUGCCAGAAAUCCGACUCAAACACGUCGUGUCUUGCAGCACUGAGGACACUACCCACAAAGCGGACAACCUGCUGAGCUCUGACACCUACAGAAAGUGGAAAGCAGCGAGACCCGGGGAGAAGCAGAUAUCGGUCAUCCUGCAGUUGGAGAAGGAGGAGCAGGUGCACAGCAUCGAUAUUGGAAAUGAAGGGUCAGCUUUCAUCGAGGUGCUGGUGGGGAAUUCUUCAGCUGUCAGAGACCAGGACUAUGAGGUUCUGUUGGUCACGUCUUCCUUCAUGUCCCCCACGGAGAGCCGCAACGGCACCAACAUGAACCGGGUGCGUUUCUUCGGGCCGACGCAGCUGCAGAAGAGCUCCGCACAGGAAAAGUGGGACCGAGUGAAAAUUGUGUGUAGCCAGCCGUACACCAAGAACAUAGCAUACGGACUGGCCUUUGUCAAGUUCCAUUCACCGCCUGACAAAAACGAUCCUCCUACAACAGCCUCCCCGAAACUCACCAAGUUGGGACAGUUCCGGGUGAAGGAGGAGUCUCCCUCAGUCAGUCCCAGCCUUCAGCCGGGCAGUCUCUUCUUCAGUCGCGACAGUGCAACAAAGUCCAGUACUCCACCCAAAGUGUCUCCACAGAGCGAGAAGCUGAGCUACGCUGCUGCCGCGCUGCAGGCGGGGGGCAGCUCCCACUCCUCGGCCCAAGCUCCCUCCUCCAGCUCCUCCAGCUCCGCCUCGCCCCAGCCACCAGCGAAAAGGAAAUUUGAGUUUGGCAAAGAGCGGCAGUCCGCCUCCGGCCUCCCGCCCCCGAAGAAAACGAGUCCGGCCGGGUCGCCCGAGGUCAAAGCCGCGACCCCCAAACACAAGCCGAGCCCCGGCGCCGCCAAAGCUUCGCCGGCACCGAAGUCUGCCGACAAGAAGCGGGAGAGCCGAGCCAAACCCGAACCGCAGAAAGCCAGCGGGCCGCAGGUCCCGUUCAAGAGGAUAAUGGAGGGUGUGGUGUUUGUCCUCAGCGGCUUCCAGAACCCCUUCCGGGGGGAGCUGAGGGAAAAGGCUCUGGACAUGGGGGGUAAAUAUCGACCCGACUGGACCCCCGACGCCACGCACCUCAUCUGUGCCUUCGCUAACACCCCCAAGUACAGCCAGGUGAAAUCCGCCGGGGGCACCAUCGUACGGAAGGAAUGGGUAAUGGACUGCCAUAAGAGGAGACAGAAGCUCCCCUGCAAACAGUAUCUGAUGGACGGAGCCGAGUCGAGCUCCGAGAGCGAAAUGGAAGUGGACGAGCAGAGUGACGAGGAAGUCAACACAAAGAUGCCGCAGAGACAGGUGACCCCCAAGAAGGCCCCGGAGAAGAGGAGCGAAGACGACGAGUACGCCGGCUCCACGGAUGUGGAGGAAACAGGAGCCGGUGAUGACGAGUCGGCCGUGGACACGGAGGACGAGCUGCAGAGGGUGGAGAACAAGAGCAGGCAGAAGAAAGCAGCAGCGGGGAAGCAGGACGACCCGUACGGGGGGUCGACGGAUGAAAACACCGACGCGGAGGCUGAGGAGGAUCAUCCCAUCCCCGAGCUACCAGACUUCCUGAGCGGAAAGCACUUCUUCCUCUACGGCAAAUUCCCCAACAACGAGCGGCGGCUGCUGCUGCGAUACAUCGUCGCCUUUAACGGGCUGAUCGAGGACUACAUGACGGAGAAGGUGCAGUUCGUGGUGACCAGCGAAGGGUGGCACGACUCCUUCGAAGACGCGCUGAUGGAGAACGGCAAUCUGAACUUCGUUAAGCCAGCAUGGAUUUAUUCAAUCAACGAACGGCAAAAGAUUCUGCCGUAUCAACCCUACUCGGUGGUGCCCUGAACUCGGCGCUUCGUGUCCCGACCAAUCAGGGGACGUCGUGGAGAUUUGUUUUUUCCCGGAUUCUCCGCUUCACACUUAACAAAAAGCAAUAAAAUGUUCUCUAAUGCCUUUCGGGCGGACUUUAAAACCGGCCAUUCGAAAAAUGUUUUCAGUGCUCAGGGCUUUUUCAAACACACGGGGAAAACGUCUUUUUUAAACAGCGUCUGCUGAGUUUAAAUGUUAGCAUGUGGUUAGCGUUAAUUAUUAUUGUUAGCUCUAGUGAUAAAGCCCACUCUCCCUGGUUUCCUGUGCUGCAGUUUGCUCCCUCGGCGUCCUCGGGCUGCGGGUGAGAUGAGAUAUCAGCUGCCGCCGGCUGAUAAGACUCUGACUGCUGUGAGCAGGCAGACCAUUAGGAGGCCAGGGGGAAAGGGACAUUUUCAUUUUUAUAAGCCGGGAUAGCUGAGUCCUCCCAAUGAAAAUGAAUGGAUUCUGUUCUGUUUUUCUCAUUUUACUUUUUUUUUAUUAUAUUUCACUAGUUGGGAAAGCAAUGGCUUUCUGUGCGUUCGAAAUUUCCGUGAGUCUGAGUUUGGCUUUUAUUCAUGUUUGACUAAUUAAUAAUAAAAGAAAUGGACUGGCUGGA